AAGUCGUUGUAGUAUAGUGGUAAGUAUUCCCGCCUGUCACGCGGGUGACCCGGGUUCGAUCCCCGGCAACGGCGCAUUUUUAAGAUUUUUUUUUAAUCUAAGAAGGUUCAAAAUUUGCGAGUUCUCCAACACGACGUAUAAAACCCUCCAAAAUCCCGCCUUUUUCUUUCAAUACUGCUGCUAUCAUUUCUUGCUACACUCUUCUUCUCUUCAGAGAUUAAUCAAUUUUUGGCAAUGGAAACCGAUGAAUCAGAACGAGUUCUUCCUUUUCAGCUUCAAUUUGACAAACCAGCGCCUUCUCAGAUAAAACUGGCUGAAUGGAAUCCAGAAAAGGAUUUAUUGGCAAUGGUGACCGAGGACUCCAAAAUUAUACUGCACCGCUUUAAUUGGCAACGAUUAUGGACAAUUUCACCUGGAAAGUGUAUAACAUCAUUAUGUUGGCGUCCUGAUGGUAAAGCAGUAGCUGUUGGCCUUGAAGAUGGAACCAUAUCGUUGCAUGAUGUUGAAAAUGGGAAACUAUUAAGAAGCAUGAAGUCUCACACUGCUGCGGUAGUUUGUCUUAACUGGGAGGAGGAUAAUGGACUUGGACAGGAUAAUGAAGACAACACCGUGUCUUAUGAAGAUCGUACAUUGCGUUUCUUCCCUCCUGCUCCAAGAGUCCCACGGAUGCCAGGAGUAGUAUCUGGAGAUUCCACUCUUAUAGAUAACACUGAAGAUUCGUUUCAGGAUCUGCUAAAUACUUCGCAUCAACGAUUUAAUAUUUUAUGCAGUGCUGAUAAAGAUGGAAAUGUUUGCUUUAGCAUAUUUGGUAUAUUCUCCAUUGGAAAAAUUAAUAUACACAAUUUGUCUCUUCCAGUACUUGGCAAUCAAGUAGCAUUUCAGAUCCUGCAUGCUUCCAUUUAUAAGAUUGCUUUGUCGAAGGAUUUUUGUCGUUUGAUCAUCGUCUGCUCUGGAGAAAUUUCUUGCAGCAGUAGUGAUUUCAAUCAUGGGCCAAUGUCAGGAAAUAAAACUGAGGGUAUGCAUUGCUUGGUGCUGGACACCUCUAUUUUCCGGAAAAGGAAACAAGAGCUUCAUCAAAUCGCUCAACAAGCUUCCAGCGUUGAAGAUUUGACUGAGGUCAUUCGAGCAUCACUUUCAAUCAUGUAUAAGCAGUGGUGUGAUGCCAUGCAGAUAUUCCAAGACAAAUUUCAUUCUUUAUCUACACUAAUUGUUGACCACGGACUGGACUCAUCGCCUCAAGAGGAGUUUUUGAGUCUUCUAGGAGGCGCUCGAACUAGUCCACCGGUUCAUCAAUUUCUGGUCAAUUCUCUUGGUGAAUCGGGACUCAAGCGAGUGAUGAAGGCUGUAUCUAGUGCAGGAAGUGAACUUCAGCUUAUUCUCCUUGAUCAUAUCCAGCCAGCAGCAGAAAUUAUUGGAUUUAGAAUGGGAGAACUAAGAGGUCUUUCAAGGUGGCGGGCACGCUAUGGUGGCAUUGGCCUGGAUGAAAAACUUAUAGAUAAUGCAACAGAAAAAGUAGGAAUGUUGCUUGUACAAGUAGUGCGCUUUGUGCAGAUUCUUUCGUCUGUUUCCCAGCAGUUCAUAAAUUUUUUCAGCUGGCUGUCAAGGUGUAUAAAGAUACUUAUGUCAGAAUCUAGUGAUCAGCUUCCAGCAUACAACAGCGAACUUGUAAUAAUGUUUUUGAAGUUUCUCUAUGAUCGGGAUCCAGUAAAGCUGCUGCUGGACCAAUCUAUGGUUGAUCAUUAUGUACAACUUGAUUCGGAUACAACACAGCGAGUUGAAGAACUUGUUAAAUUAGGGGGGUUUGCUGAUACUGAAUGCCUGCACAGAACCUUAGCUAAAGAAUUCCAGUAUAUGGAAUCCAGUUUCAAGGAGGCGUUCAAUAUGCCCUAUAUAACCGUUUCAAAGGAGAUAAUAUGUGAGCAGAUGCUGCCUCUCUACUCUUUCCAAUCUUCAUCGCCAUCCACCCAUUGCAGUGUUCUGACAUCAAUAUCAUUUUAUUGGGAUGCUGCCCCUGAAUUUUCAGCAUGUGAAACCAGUCAAGAAAACCUUGUAGACUACAUCACUUUCCAAAUACCUGAGUGGUCCUCAUCAGAUGUUUCAAACUGUAUAUGCAUAUUACGGGGAGUUAUGAAUGAAGCAGGUAAUAUUAGGAACAAAUAUACUACAGUUGAAGCCUUGCUGUUGUCUGUGUCAAAGGAUUUCAGUUGCAUGGAUUUAUCCCUCUACAAGGAACGUCAGUUAGUUUUGCUGUUGAAUGAAACAACAGCCGCUUCUGACAGCAGUGGAAAUGCUCAGCUCAUGAUGGUGCCAACAAACGAUCUUCCAUUUGUAUCUAUUUCAAGAUCAACCAAUCAAAAUUUUUGGAAUUUGGAUCAGUUGCAGGAUCUUACGUUGCCCUUGCAAAUGGAGAGUGCAAAGGUUCGAAGCAUACCUCACAAUGUGGUUCCACCACUUGCAAUUAGUUCAUCCAGAGGCGUGGGCUGUGUUUUUGCUGCUAGAAAGCGAGCCUUAGUUUACAUUCUCGAUGAAGAUGAAGAAGAAGAAGAAUCAGCCUCAGAUAUGGAUUGAAUUAUUUGAUCAUCCAGCACUGUGUUUAGACUCCUCGUAGUUGAAGUUUGUUUUUACAACGUUCAACUAUAGAGCAUGGAAACUCUGAUUAGGUGAUCUGGUGGUCUAGACCUGCUUUCAGAUGUAGCUGUAAGCCUCGUAGUUGAAGUUUGCUUUCACAUCGUUCAACUAUAGAGCAUAGAAACUCUGAUUAGGUGGUCUGGUGGUCUAGUCCUGCUUUCAGAUGUAGGGUUUCCCAAUCUCUUGUUUUUUAUUUGUCAUCCUUAACUAUUGUUUCCUGUUUAUAGUUUUGGCCAAACUACCCAAGAUAAUUCUCUGUAAACGUAGAAGGUGAAUACUACUAUUUUCAGUUACUGAAUUAUAUAGAAAAAAUUAAAUUUAUCAAA
Chenopodium quinoa (quinoa) is the source of this 2954-nucleotide messenger RNA. Its product is annotated as anaphase-promoting complex subunit 4-like. The record is from RefSeq and is a predicted model, not a curated record. NCBI's taxonomy places the organism in Eukaryota, Viridiplantae, Streptophyta, Magnoliopsida, Caryophyllales, Amaranthaceae. Gene Ontology annotation, biological process: protein K11-linked ubiquitination; anaphase-promoting complex-dependent catabolic process; positive regulation of mitotic metaphase/anaphase transition. Gene Ontology annotation, molecular function: protein binding. The transcript has 20 exons. Gene Ontology annotation, cellular component: anaphase-promoting complex; nuclear periphery. The coding region runs from base 235 to 2568 and encodes 777 amino acids.